AUGGAAGAAUCUCAAUCCAUGCAGAAAAGUAACACAAAGGUGGGUCAGUAUGAAGGUCAAGAGAACAUGGACCUCACCUUCAAAACAAAGACAGAUACAAAGGUGGGGCUGAUGAAGCACAGAGUCCAGCCAGAGAGGGACUCUAAGAUAGUAUCCUUUCCAGAAGUAUAUAUGAAUCAAGAAGUGAGUCUUUAUGACACAUGGCCAUUGAAAAUGCAGAAUUUGUUCCAAAAUUUCACAAAUCUACUACUCUUCCAAAAAUUGUGCACAAGAGGCUCAGAGGACUUGGUCAGGAAAAGCUGGCAUUCAUGUGUACCAGAAAAAGAAGGACAUAUGAUUGAGAUCCAAGACUUAUUUGGCCCAAACAUCCAGAAAAGACCUCAAUUAGUCAUAAUAGAGGGUGCUGCUGGGAUUGGGAAGUCAACACUGGUCAGGCAUGUGAGGAGAGCCUGGAAGGAAGGCCAUCUCUACAGAAAUUGCUUCCAACAUGUCUUCUUCUUCAGCUGCAGAGAGCUAGCCCAGUGCAAGCAGCUGAGUCUGGCUGAGCUCAUAGCACAAGGCCAGGAAGUACAUACAGCUUCCAUUAGGCAGAUCUUGUCUCACCCUGAAAAGCUACUCUUUAUCCUGGAUGGCAUCGAUGAGCCAGCAUGGGUCUUAGAGGAGCAGAAUCCUGAGCUAUGCCUGCAUUGGAGUCAAACACAGCCUGUGAACACUCUUCUGGGAAGUUUACUAGGACAAUCCGUCCUUACUGAGGCUUCCUUCCUGCUCACAACUCGGACCACAGCUCUGCAGAAGAUCAUUCCUUCCUUGGGGCAGCCACGCAGGGUAGAGGUCCUGGGGUUUUCUGAGUUUGAACGGAAGGACUAUUUCUACAAACAUUUUGCAAGAAAAAGAGAUGCAAUUACUACAUUUAGAUUGGUUAAAUCUAAUCCUGUGCUCCUGACCCUGUGUGAGGUUCCCUGGGUGUGCUGGCUGGUCUGCACUUGCCUGAAAAAGCAGAUGGAGCAGAGUGGAGACUUCUCACUGACCUCACAGACCACCACAGCCCUCUGCCUGAAAUACAUUUCCCUGACAAUCCCAGGUAAGCACAUGGGGACACAGCUCAGAGCCCUUUGCUCACUGGCUGCUCAGGGGAUCUGCCAAAAAAGGACCCUGUUCAGUGAAAGCGACCUCUGUAACCAAGGGUUUGCAGAGGAUGCCAUUGCCACUUUCCUGAAGAUUGGUGUCCUUCAAAAACAGCCCAGCUCCCUGAGCUACAGCUUUGCCCAUUUGUGUCUCCAGGAGUUCUUUGCAGCGAUGUCCUACAUCUUGGAGGACAGUGAGGAAAGACAUGGUGAUAUGGAAGAUGACAGAAUUGUGGAGACACUGGUAGAACAGUAUGGAAGACAAAACCUCUUUGAGGCACCCACUGUGUGCUUCCUAUUUGGUCUUUUGAAUGAAGAGGGAUUGAAAGAAAUGGAAAAGUUAUUUUUGUGCAGCUUUCCUGGAAAGACAAAGUUGAAGCUGCUAUGGCAGAUCCUAGGGAAAUCCCAACCCCAUCAACCUCCUUGUCUGGGUUUGCUCCACUGUCUGUAUGAAAAUCAGGAAAAGGAGCUCCUGACACAUGUGAUGCACGAUCUUCAAGGAACAAUAGUGCCUGGAACAAAUGACAUUGCACACACAGUGUUCCAGACAAACGUGAAGCACCUGGUGAUACAGACAGACAUGGAGCUCAUGGUGGUCACUUUCUGCAUUCAGUUCUGCUGUCCUGUGAGGAGUCUCCAGGUGAAUAUGGGAAGACAGAAAGGAUAUGCACUGAUGGCUCCAAGGAUUGUCCUGCACAGAUGGACCCCAAUCACUGAUGCCAGUUGGAAGAUUUUCUUCUCCAAUCUUAAAUUCACCAGAAACCUGGAGGAGCUGGACCUAAGUCGAAAUCCACUGAGCUACUUUGCAGUAUACAGUCUUUGUAGGACCCUGAGACAGCCUGGCUGCCAACUAAAGACCUUGUGGCUUGUUGACUGUGGCCUCACAUCCAGACACUGCUUACGCCUGGCCUCAGUGCUCAGUGUCCACUCCAGCCUGACUGAGGUAGACCUGCAGCUGAAUGACCUGGGUGAUGAUGGUGUGAGGCUGCUGUGUAAGAGGCUCAGAAAACGUGCCUGCAACCUCAGCAUCCUGCGGCUGGACCAGGCCUCUCUCAGUGACCAGGUGAUUAAAGAACUCAAGACUCUGGAGGCAAAGAAUCCAAAGCUGCUCAUCUCCAGCACAUGGAAGCCACAUGUGAUAGUCCCUGCUAAGAACAUGGAUGAAGAAGAAGUGAGUGAUAACCCAACCUCAUUCAAGCAGGAGCAACAACAGCCAGGAGAUAAACCCAUGGAACCGCCGGAGACUGAGAUUGACUUCUGGGGCCCUACAGGAUGUGUGGCUACUGAGAUUGUUGACAGAGAGAGGAACAUGUACCGAGUCCCAUUGCCCAUGGCUGGUUCCUACCACUGUCCCAGUACAGGACUCCACUUUGUGGUGACAAGGGCAGUGACAAUCGAGAUUGAAUUCUGUGCCUGGAGCCAAUACCUGGACAAGACUCCCUUGCAACACAGUUACAUGGUGGUUGGACCUCUGUUUGACAUCAAAGUUGAGCAAGGAGCUGUGACUGCAGUGUACCUCCCUCAUUUUGUGGCUCUCCAAGAUGGAAAGGUGGACACCUCCUUGUUCCAUGUUGCCCACUUUCAAGAACAUGGGAUGGUCCUAGAAAGCCCAGCAAGAGUGGAAGAGCAUUACACAGUAUUGGAAAGCCCAAGCUUCUCCCCAAUAGGAGUUCUACUGAGAUUGAUUCCUGCUGUUCGACAAUUCAUCCCCAUCAAUUCCAUCACACUGAUCUACUAUCACUUCUAUGACAAGGAUGUCACCUUUCACCUUUACCUGGUCCCCAAUGACUGCACUAUUCGGAAGGCCAUUGAUGAUGAAGAAAUGAAGUUUCAGUUUGUUCGCAUAAACAAGCCACCCCCAGUACGUGCUCUUUAUGUUGGUUCCCACUAUAUCCUGUCUGGCUCCAAAAAGGUGGAAAUUAUCCCAAAGGAACUGGAACUGUGUUACCGAAGCCCAGGGGAAUCCCAGCUCUUCUCUGAGAUCUACGUUGGACACAUGGAUUCAGGGUUUAAGCUGAAAAUCAGGGAGAAGAGGCACAUGAAUCUUGUAUGGGAGGCCUUGCUGAAACCAGGAGACAUCAGACAUGCACCAUGCAGGGUUUCUCCAGCACCCAAAGAUGCUCCUUCCAUGCUACACUUUGUGGACCAGCAUCGGGAGCAGCUGGUGGCCCGAGUGACAUCAGUGGACUCUCUAUUAGAUAAGCUGCAUAGCCAGGUGCUGAGUGAAGAUUCCUAUGAGGCAGUGAGGGCUGAGACCACAAACCAAGACAAGAUGAGGAAGCUCUUCAGCUUCAGCCCAUCCUGGAGUCAAGCCUGCAAAGACCAAUUCUACCAAGCUCUGAAGGAGACCCACCCUCACCUGGUCAUGGACCACUUUGAAAAGUCUGGUGGGGUCUCUUUGGGAUCCUGA
Messenger RNA from Arvicanthis niloticus (Nile rat), 3534 nucleotides. The record is from RefSeq and is a predicted model, not a curated record. NCBI's taxonomy places the organism in Eukaryota, Metazoa, Chordata, Mammalia, Rodentia, Muridae.